AUGUUCAUCGCAACCAACCGCAUCCAGGUAAAAACCGGUUACGGGGACACGCUCGAAAGUAUGUUCAAGGCCCGCGGAUCCGUGCAGGAUCAUCCCGGCUUCAUCAGCUUCGAGCUCUGGAAGAUGACCAAAACCCCAGACCACGAGGAUUUCCUCGUCGUAACCCACUGGGAGAACGAGGAACACCAUCAGACCUGGGUGAAAAGUGAUGCGUUCCGCUCGGCCCACGCCGGCGGCCCGCCCGAUUUCCUGCUGGGCCCGGGCGAGUUCCACACCUACGACGUGGUGCACCGCCUGGAAGCCUCGGGCGUGGCGGCGGCGGACUGA
Messenger RNA from Geodia barretti, 327 nucleotides. The record is from the annotation of a GenBank genome assembly. Lineage: Eukaryota; Metazoa; Porifera; Demospongiae; Tetractinellida; Geodiidae.